This is a messenger RNA of Callorhinchus milii (elephant shark), 3099 nucleotides long. RefSeq names its product kelch repeat and BTB domain-containing protein 11. Gene Ontology annotation, molecular function: protein binding. Lineage: Eukaryota; Metazoa; Chordata; Chondrichthyes; Chimaeriformes; Callorhinchidae. The record is from RefSeq and is a predicted model, not a curated record. Bases 1 to 2757 code for a protein of 918 amino acids. The transcript is spliced from 3 exons.
AUGGAUCAUCCCGGACACCACCUGCGUGUGGGAACCCCCGAUCCCGCUCCGCUAAUGAGCGAACCUGUGCUUUUCGCGAGCAGCCCCGAGAGACCUUCGCCGGGAGGGCGCUGCAGCAAUGGGGCAGAGGACGGGGAGAGGCGAGCAGUCGGGAUGGGAAGGGGCGGCGUUGAACCCGGGGAAACGCGAAGCGCCUUCGACGCAGAACCGGUGCGAAAGGAGCCGCACGACGUCGUGGAGCGGCGAACCGGUGAGAACGGCUGCUCUCCGGGGAGUGAUGCACCCGGACAGGGAAAUCCGCGCCGAGGGAAGGCGCUGACCCAGGUGGGGGCGGGUGGGCACAGGCAUCCACCCCCUGAAAGGGAGCCGCCGAGGGACACCGCCGGGCGCCGGACCGAGGGACACAGUCACGCGGAGACCGGGGUCGAAGGGGACAGCGUUCAGCGAGUGGCGGCGGCGGCGGCCACGGCCCGUCUCCCGCAGCGGUGUGAGCCACGCGCCGUCAACGGCGUACCGGGCAGUGCGCCUCCCCCCUGCGGGCAGGACCGUGACCAACCCGGGCCACAAGCCAGCGGGCUGCGGGCCCGGCUGGGCUCGGCCGGGCUGCCGGCGCCGGAGAGAGGGAGAGGGGGGGAAGGCGAGGGAGAGGCGGGGGGCGAGUGGCACCCGCCGGGGGCAGGCGAUGAUGCCCGGGGCCCGGCGUGGGGCGAGGCGGGCGGCGUCUCCUUGUCGCACAGCGGCUCCUCCUGCAGCUUCAGCUCGUCCCUCUGCUUCUCGGCUCCGUCGGGAGACGAGAGGGAGCCGUCCGGCUCGGCGGGGGAGAGGGUCGUGAAGAGCCAGAGACAGAUCAACAACAACCACCACCAUCACCACCCAGCAGCAGCACAACAGCGCCCCAGAACAAGGCCCGGAGAGGCGACAGACCCGGAGCCUCCGGCCCGCUGCUGCCGCCGCCGAGGGACGGCGACAACAGACGGAAACGGGGGGCGGGCGAGCGGCCCGGAGCCGGAGGAGGAGCGGGAGGGGCAGGGGUCGUGCUGCUGGCCGGCCCGGCACCAUAUAAACCAGGAGCCGCCGCCGCCGCCACCGCCGCAGUGGCCGUCGGAUCGAGAGCUGCAACUGCAGGAGCCCGACCUGGUGAUCGAGGUGUCGGGCGGCAGCCGGAUCCGCGCUCACAAGCGCGUGCUGGCGGCCGGGAGCGACUUCUUCCGCGCCCGCCUCUCCAGGCAGUUCGUGAGCGUCCGCGGCCUGAGCCACGCCACGCUGCGGGCGCUGGUGGACUACCUGUACACGGGCGGCAUGGCGGUCAGCAAGGACACGCUGCUGGACGUGGUGGCCGGCGCCCGCUUCCUGCAGAUGCCGUGCGCCGCGGCGCAGGCGGUGGAGGACGUCAAGGCGCAGCUGGAGGUCGGGAACUGCCUGGAGCUGCUGAGCCUGGCCAAGCGGCACGGCCUGGCCGAGCUGAGGGACGCCGCCUACAAGUACAUGAGCGACCAUUACCUGCGGGUGCUCAGGGAGCCCGGGGUGUACGGCCGCCUGACCGGCGCCGAGCGGGAGCUCAUCCUGAGGCGGCGCUGGGCCGAGGGCGACGAGUGCCUCCUGCUGGCCGAGGUGGGCGAGGUGUACGAGCGCCUGUCGUUGUUGUCGUCGUCGUCGAGCAGCAGCAGCCGAGAGAGCAGCCGCCCUCAGAGCCCGGCACCCGGCGGCGACGGCGGGGGCGGCGGCGGGGCCUCCUCCUCCUCCGCCGCCUCAUCCCCGGUGCAGAGUGCAGACGACGCCGACGACAAGCGCCGGCUGCACCGCUACGACCCGCAGCGCGACCGUUGGCUGCCGCUGUGCGUCAUCCCCGAGGCGGCGGCGGCGGGGAGCGGCGCGCGCGGCUGCGGCCUGUGCACGAUGUACAACUACCUGUUCGUGGCGGGAGGCCUGUUGCCCGGCAACGAGGGCGCCGGCGCCCGGCCCUCCGACCGCGUCUUCUGCUACAACCCGCUGACGGGCGCCUGGAGCCAGCUGCGGGCCAUGAGGCAGGGCCGCUCGCAGCUCAAGCUGGUGGCGCUGGACGGCUUCCUGUACGCCAUCGGCGGCGAGUGCCUCUUCUCGGUGGAGCGCUACGACCCCAGGAGCGACCGCUGGAGCCCGGUGGCCCCUCUGCCUAGGGGGGCCUUCGCCGUGGCCCACGAGGCGGCGGCCUGCGCCGGGGAGCUGUACGUGUCGGGCGGGUCGCUCUUCUACCGGCUGCUCAAGUACGACCCUCGCCGGGACCGCUGGGAGGAGUGCCCGUGUAACAGCAGCAGGAGGCGCUCGGUCGGCAUGGUGGCCCUGGGCAGCUCCGUCUACCGCUUCGACCUGGGCAGGGAGCCGCCUGGGGGUGGGGGUGGCGGAGGAGGAGGAAUGGCCGUCUUCAGGUAUAACGCGGUGGCCAAGGUGUGGUCCGAAUGCGCCUCGUUGAUGGUCUCUCCAACCAGCUCACGGUCCCUCCAACCUUUCCGCUGUGCGGUCCUGGGCAGAGACAUCUACUGCGUGAACAAGGGCAGCACCUUGCGCUUCACUGUGGGCAAGGGAGAGGGAGAGGCUAAUAAAGGACAGGAGGAUAAGGGCUGCCUUUCCUCCUCCUCCUCCUCCUCUUCCAUCACCUCCUCCUCACAAGCUUUCCACAGCCAGGAGCUCUCAGCUUGCACGGAGGGCAAAGGCCUCCUCUUCCCCUUCGUGCUCACCCUCCCUCCAGAGAAGAACUUGCUCUCGCAGAAAAGCGCCUGAAAAAGAACACAUACUAAGGUGCAACACAACACCCAACAUCAACGACAGACGCAAAAGGAUAUUUCUUUUCUUGGCUCUGCGCGUGUGUGUGUGUUUCGAAUCACCACCAUCAACGACAACAAAAAUUUCAGCACCUAACCAACCUCAAAACACACACAAAAAAAAGAUUUUGCUUUCUUUGGCUCUCCGCGUGUUCUCAAAUCACCACCAACGUCAAAUUACAACACCUUAACCAACCAUCGACCACAAACGCAAAAGAUUUUGCUUUUCUUGGCUCUGUGUAUGUUGUGAACCAACAAAAACAACUUUGGAUCUAAGCUUUCCACUGUGAUGGUAGACUAA